UCUCCCCAGUGUCAUAAAGAAGAGAAGGGGGAGAGCGAAGAAGUGAGCGGCUUCAGUCAAAACAGUAAACACAACUUUUCGUUUUCGUUCACAAAUCGUUUGAAAUGGAAGAGAUGGAUUUAGGUGAAAGCACAACAGAUGCGACGUCUGUUGAAAAUACAGCACAGCUGCCUGCCAAAACGUCCGACGACUCAGCAGACAGCGACGACUCUGAUGAUGAUUCUGACAGCUCCAGUAAUGCAGAUAUGCCGGAGAAAGAAGAAGAGGUUGAUUCUAUACCAGCUCCUUUCGAUUACAACGGGCAUAUUGAACGUAUCAAACGGUUACGUGAAAGAGGAAAUUUUGAACUGCUGCGAGAAGCUCGAGAAGCUAUGAACACAACUUUCCCGUUAUCACCAGAGCUUUGGUUAAACUGGCUGGAAGAUGAACGUCUGACUGACAAAUCAACAAAUCCUGAGGGAAGGGCUACUUUAGUUGCUUUAUUUGAUCGUGCUGUUGCAGACUACCUGUCGGUUGAUAUUUGGGUAGAAUAUGUCUACUUUACAAUUGGGUACAUGGGUGAACCUGAUGGUAGUAUAGAAAAAGUAAGGUCAGUCUUCGAACGAGGAUUGAUGGCAGCUGGGUUACAUGUACCAAAAGGUGCUUUAUUGUGGGAAGCAUACAGGGAGUUUGAAGGUAUUGUUUUAUCUCCUCUGAUGGAGGGUUGUGAUGGAGAAAAUCCUGUUGUAGCAGACCAGCUCAAGAGAGUUGCAAAUAUAUUCAAAAGACAACUUUCUGUGCCUCUUUUAAAUAUGGAAAAGACCUACACUUCUUUUGAAGAGUGGCUUGAAAGUCACAAAGCCAUCUGGACAACUGCUAGUGGUAAACCAGAAUCUGGACUCAUAGAAAUAAAGAAUGUAGAGAUGGCAUAUAAAAAAGCUAUGGAUAGACUUCACCAGAUUCAACCCUAUGAAGAUGUUUUGAACACUAGUGAAGAAAGUAUGAAAGUGACCCAUUACAAAGAGUACCUUAAAUUUGAACAGAGUUUGGGUGAGCCAGUUAGAUUAUUCUCUCUUUUUGAAAGAGCUUUAUCAGAUUGCCCCCUUGAUGCUCCAUUAUGGCUUGGUUAUAUUGAAUUUUCUGACGGCUUGGGGGACUAUGGAAAAACCUUGCAACUUUGUAAAAGGGCUGUGCGCAACUGUCCAUGGUAUGCCUUGUUAUGGCAACAAUAUUUACGCUGCAUGGAGAAAAACUCUGAAACACCUGAGGCAAUUAAAGGUGUCUUUGAAGAAGCUCUGAAAUCAGGAAUACAAACUGCUGAAGAUUUUCGCAACAUUUGGCUUGAGUAUAGUUGCUAUCUACGCCGACGCAUUGACUGGGGUUCAAAAGAAGAACUUCCAUUGCUCACUGAGUUAAGGGAAACAGUUCAAGCAGCAACGGAACAUCUUACACAAGUGUUUGGCGAACUUGGAGACCCAUCCUGCCAGCUCUUACGUUUCAUGGCCACUGUUGAAGCUGUUCAGAGCCGUAAAAUGGAAGUGGCAAGGAAAAUAUGGAAUGAUAUUUUGCAUUUAGGUCACAAAAAUUCAGCUUCAAGUUGGUUGCAAUACAUUCAUUUGGAAACGGCCUAUGGGGACUCUAAGCAUCUUCGGAAACUAUUUCCUAGAGCUUUGCAAGCUACUCGGGAUUGGCCUGAGAGUAUUGUGGAGGAAUGGAUGCAGUUUGAAAGGGUUGAGGGAACACUGGAAUCAUAUGAAGAUGCACUCUAUAAAUGUAGAAUCAGGAUGAAGCAAGUAACUGCGGAAAGAGAGAAAGCUGCCGCUGAAGAAGCAGGGAGUCAACAAGCUUCAAACACCAAGAAGGUGGAAAAGAAAAGAGAAAAAAUUAAAACUGAUAAAGGAGAUGCCAUAUCAGAAGAUAGACGUCCUUUAUCUUUGAAACGAGCUGCCCCCAUUGGAAAUGAAACAAAAUCAAGAGAACCAACCAGUGACCCAGUAAAAAGUUCAUUUAAAAAGCCAAAGAUAGAAUCAAUUGAAGAUCUUGGUGUGGUAACAGAGCAUGAUCCAUCCAAGGAUAACAGAACCGUUUUUGUCAGCAAUUUAGACUACUCAACUACAAAUGAACAAAUCAGAGAUGUUUUUGAAUCUGUUGGCACUAUCACUGAACUACGCCUUGUAAAAGAUUUUAAAGGAAGAUCAAAAGGAUUUUGUUACAUUGUUUUCAGCUCAUUUAAUGAAAUGAAUGAGGCUCUCAAAAAAGACAGGGUGCCUAUAGACGGGAGACCAAUAUUUGUUUCAAAGUGUGACCCAGAUAAGCACACCCGUCAACAUAGCUUUAAAUAUGCUACAUCACUAGAGAAAAACAAACUGUUUGUCAAAGGACUGCCACUGUCAAGUACGAAGGAAGAGGUGGAAGAACUAUUUGGACAGUAUGGAAAGGUCAAAGAUAUCCGACUUGUUACUUAUCGUAAUGGUCAUUUCAAAGGAUUAGCAUAUGUUGAUUAUGAAGAUGAGGUAUCAGCCGCCCAGGCUAUAAUUAAAGUUGAUGGAAUGACCAUAAAAGAUAGAACAGUGUUUGUGGCAUUGUCAAACCCACCAGACCGCAGAACUUCACUUUUAUCUGAACACAAUGAACCAUCAACCUCCAAAGUUCAGUCUUUGGGAGGAGGAUUAAAAGAUAUUGGACCGAGAGGACGUGGAAGGACACAGGUUGCAUUUUUACCUCGUGCUCUGCAAGUCAAACAUGAAGAUUCAAAAUCUGAUGAUAAGGCUAAUUCAUCUAAUGGUGCACCAAAACCUAGGAGCAAUGCAGAUUUCCGAAAACUCCUCCUUGAAAAAUGAUAGAUAUAUUUUUUGACCUAUUAUGAGGCUUAUACUUACAAUUACCUUUACAAAUGCAAUCUUUGUAAUUAAUUGAAAUUAUUAAGUGUUAGUACC
Messenger RNA from Frankliniella occidentalis (western flower thrips), 2915 nucleotides. Its product is annotated as squamous cell carcinoma antigen recognized by T-cells 3-like. Gene Ontology annotation, molecular function: protein binding; RNA binding. The transcript has 16 exons. NCBI's taxonomy places the organism in Eukaryota, Metazoa, Arthropoda, Insecta, Thysanoptera, Thripidae. Gene Ontology annotation, biological process: RNA processing. The record is from RefSeq and is a predicted model, not a curated record. Bases 105 to 2819 code for a protein of 904 amino acids.